This is a messenger RNA of Diaporthe amygdali, 3213 nucleotides long. RefSeq names its product Altered inheritance of mitochondria protein 9. Lineage: Eukaryota; Fungi; Ascomycota; Sordariomycetes; Diaporthales; Diaporthaceae. Bases 1 to 3213 code for a protein of 1070 amino acids. The transcript is spliced from 6 exons. The record is from RefSeq and is a predicted model, not a curated record.
AUGGAUGAGUACGUCAAAGAGGCUUUGGAGGCCUAUCAACCAGAUGACCCUACCGGACCUGCAAUAAUACAGCAGGCCAUAGCUAACACAUGGAUGGGCACAUUCAUCUACAAAUUCUUCAUCGAGGAUGCCGAUUUGCGCCAGAGUGUUAUCGACUUUGUUAUCAAGCACCGGCCGGGAACGAAUCCCAGAUUUGGCGAUCCCUACAGACAUGGCUCUUACAACUUUAUCAUCGAGAUAAUCCUCGACGACGGGAUCGUACUCUUCAGGUUCCCGGUUCCAGGGCUUGCUGUGUACCCAGAUGACAAGGUCAAGGCUGAAGUCGCAACUAUUCGCUACGUCGCCGACAACACUACCAUCCCGGUACCACAUAUCUACCACUGGGGCACAGCAGGGGAAAAUCCCACCGGCCUCAAUGUGCCCUUUAUAAUCAUGGAUCACAUCCCUCAUGCCACCACCGUGGGCCAGGCACUUGAAGACCCCGAGUUCCAAAUUCCCUCCAUACCUGAGUCAGAGAAACGGGAAUAUCUCUACCAGCAAAUGGCCGAGAUAUCAUUGCAGCUCUACAGUCUCACCUCAGACAGAAUCGGCUCGCUCGGUGUUCUCGGCAAUGGCGAGUACGGAGUCACUUCGGCACCACUUUCGCAACACAUCGCCUACCAGGUCAUCAACUGUGAUGUUCCUGUCGCUGUGCUCCCCCCUCGUGACAGGACUUAUUCCUCAUCAGCGGAUUAUCUUGCGGACGCAGCGGAUAUAGAUAUUUCAGGGUUUUUGUUCAUGAACGAAAAGUUUUUCAAAUCCGCUACAGACUGCAGAGACAAAUUCGUUGCUAGAUACCUUGUGCGGGAUAUUGUGCGGCGACGGCACCACAGCACGGGGGAAUUUGAUCACUCCAGGCCUCAUGCAGAAGUGCAGACAGGAUCGCCCCGUGAGACUUUCAGAUUGUGGGGGGACGACUUCCGCCCAGAGAAUGUCUUACUCGACGAAAAGGGAGCGGUAGUAGGAGUAGUCGACUGGGAAUACACGUAUUUUGCUCCCGAGACGUAUCACCUGAACCCUCCUUGGUGGUUACUGCUCGAACUUGUGGACGAGUACAUGGACAAAGAUGCAGAUUCAGGCACUUCUUCAGAUCAAGAGGCCUUGCCACACGACGCUGAAAAUGCGGAAGAUGGGCAGGGCGCAGGAAAGUUCAGGGAGCAAUGGGACGAAUUGGAUGCUAAUGGACUGGGAUUGGCUGCUGAGAACGGCGACACCGACGCUGGCUUAGUUCUCGUGCAAUACUCUUUGAACCUAUUCAUGGCCACCUCCACCAGAACUUGGCGUUCCCCGUCAGUUCAAUAUGUCUGUGUCAAACCCGACUCGCACUUGUACAGUAACGACUUGCCUUUUAAAGAAAAAGACUUGUUCACCAAGAAGAGUUACAAGACCUACGACUCUCAGGGGCUUCCAACACGCCAUUCCCUCACUGCGGCCACUUGCCCACUUUGCUUUGGCUACGGCUUCCGAAACGGGGCCCUAGUAUAUCGGAAAGACCCGCGAGUUCCAUCAGAGGACCCGCCAACUAAAUAUGUCAAUUCCAGUCAGUUCCAGAAGGGCGAAGAGGAAGGAAGGAAGCAGAAUCUGCCGAUGUACCCUCCAGAAGGCUCGGGUGUAAAUCCUGCUCACAUCGUGUUUCCCAUCGUCAGAGGAGAGAACGGCGAGCAAUACCACGCAAUCAUCUGCUCAUUCUUGAGCGAAUUCACUCCAAGUUGCAUCACGAUUUGCGCCCCCGAGAAAAAGGGAGGCCCAACUCAGGCCCAGGUCGACCUCCUCUACUACUACAUACCUUCAGAAUCAAUCAAGCGCGAUGGAGAGAAGAAUGCAACCAGCAAAGAAGAAGCGACCAAGUAUAUCGCCAAUGUGUUCAAGACUCGAUCGGACCCGGCUGCACAGGCGGAGUUCUACGAAAGCAUCCGUUGCUUUCUGAACGAUGAAACUCCUGUGGCUAGGCUGACACCGCAUCGCUACAUGUCCCCGUCCUACACGGCAAAAUACUGGAUAAAUCGCUUUUUAGUCUUGACCAAGCAAAAAAAACUACCCAAGCCGAUCAAAGGGGAGGUCAAAGUCGCCAUCAUCAUGCUGCGAACAGAGCCUAAAGCAAACGAUCCUCGUCGGAUGACAGAUGAACAUCUAAAGGCCUGUAUCAACGCCAUCCGGGCUGCAAAUCAGGUCGCAGCCGACAAUGGAGGUGGUAAACCCAUCUCACAUGUGCUCUUAUACGGCGACAAGACAACUGUUCAAAUGCGAACAUUCAUCAAGAACACUGAAGACGUGUGGAAAAAAGAGCGAAAAGUUGGACCAAAGCUUCUCUACUUGACGUCUCCCUUCAAGACAGAUAACCAAGAGAAACCGGAAGUUAACCAGUUCUGGGCCAACUAUCGAGCGUUGGGCGGCUCUUUCUUCCACAACGUACCCGAGGCCAUUCCAGUUGAGACAAAGACGCUGGCAAUCUUCCUCGCCUUGCAGAAGAGAUACCAGAACAGAAUUUGCACCAUCGGCUUCCGCUCCGGCACUCUUGAUGGGGCCGGUUUUCUCGGCAUUCCGAUAUUUUAUCUCGACAACACGAAAACGGAAAACGUUUGGGACGACAGGUUUGCGGAUAUGCAGUACAUUUGGGAUGGCGAUAGUGAAGGUGCCAAAAUCAAAGAGAGGAUGGCGUAUGCUAGCCAGACCAUGAACACAUUCGUCAGGGUGAACAUUCAGGACGAGUAUGACGGAACCGGCCCGGAUAAGGUCUUAAAAAGAAAGGACGAAGAGCUGAAGCAUUUGGGUGCAGCGCUGUAUACGUAUAUGUAUGAAGACAAUGAAGGCGAUGAAGGUGAUGGACUGCUGUGGCUGAGGAGAGUGUCGUUGAUGAAUGGGGAUGAGAAAGGGAGAUUGCAAUCCAGGUGUAAUACCUUUGUCGAAGGAUUGGAGAAGAUAAGAUUCCGGGAGUCGAUGCGUUGCGUUCCGUAUCAGGGUACAAGACUCGUGGAGGUGCAGACGACAGGCUGGGCGAGCGCACAUAAAAGCUCUUGGUCGAUGCAGAACUCGAUCAGCAUGGAAAAGGAACGCUGGGUGCAGGCAGCAUCACAUGCCGUCAACACACCCACAUUGGACCUGAUGUCAUUCACAUCCACAGAGGCCGGAAGUGCCGCCGCGAGCUUCGCAUCGUCUACCAGUCUGAUCGACUAA